This is a messenger RNA of Ochotona curzoniae (black-lipped pika), 3898 nucleotides long. RefSeq names its product engulfment and cell motility protein 3-like. The transcript is spliced from 20 exons. NCBI's taxonomy places the organism in Eukaryota, Metazoa, Chordata, Mammalia, Lagomorpha, Ochotonidae. The record is from RefSeq and is a predicted model, not a curated record. Gene Ontology annotation, biological process: cell motility; actin filament organization. The coding region runs from base 193 to 2343 and encodes 716 amino acids.
CCGGAACUAGCCGGGACGCCUUUGGGAAGGCCGCGGCGCUUGGCCAGGAGUGGGAACCCGGACCGUGAGUGCUGUCCGCCGGGGUCAGGUUGCAGAUAGAGGGCCGUCCUUGUGCCCUGGGGUCGCAGACCAGGUGCGCCGUCGGUGCCACAUUUCCCGGCCUGUGGGCUGUGCUGGGGGCCCGGCUGGACCAUGGCUCCCCCGCGGAAUGUGGUGAAGAUCGCCGUCCAGAUGCGUGAGGCCAUCCCGCAGCUCAUCCAGCUGGAUCAGGCAAAGCCCCUGAGCACUGUGCUGAAGGAGCUGUGCGACGCGUGGAGCCUGACUCACUCUGAGCGCUAUGCCCUGCAGUUUGCCGAUGGGCACAGGAAGUACAUCACCGAGACUAACCGUACGGAGAUCAAGAACGGCAGCAUCCUGUGUCUCAGCACUGCCCCAGACCUUGAGGCGGAGCGGCUACUGGGGGCACUGCAGGGUGGGAGCCGUGAGGGGCGCCGGGAUGCACUGAGGCACCUCGUCUUGCUAGCCUCUGACUUGACCUUUGCCCGCGAGGUCAUCAAUCAGGACGGUCUUCAGAGACUUGGCAGCAUCAUUGAGGAUGGGGACGACCUCGGGGAGGUGCUGGCCCUUGGACUGAGGGCAUUCUUGGAGCUCAUGGAGCAUGGCGUGGUGUCCUGGGAGACACUCAGCAUCCCCUUUGUCAGGAAGGUGGUAAGCUACGUGAACAUGAACCUGAUGGAUGCCUCAGUGCAGCCCCUGGCCCUUAGGUUGCUGGAGAGUGUGACUUUGAGCAGCCCUGCCCUGGGCCAGCUGGUCAAGAGUGAGGUGCCACUGGAUCGACUGCUGGUACACCUGCAGGUGAUGAACCAGCAGCUGCAAACCAAAGCCAUGGCAUUGCUGACAGCCUUGCUGCAGGGGGCCAACCCUUCAGAACGGAAGCACAUGCUAGACUACCUGUGGCAGAGGAACUUCCGCCAGUUCAUCUACAAGAACAUCAUUCACAGUGCAGCCCCACUAGGAGACGAGAUGGCGCAUCACCUGUAUGUACUUCAGGCCCUCACACUGGGGCUGCUGGAGGCGCGCAUGCGCACGCCGCUUGACCCCUACAGCCAGGAGCAGCGGGAGCAGCUGCAGGCCCUGCGCCAGGCUGCCUUUGAGCCGGAGGGGGAGUCCCUGAGUGCUGAUCGUCGCCGUUCCCUUUGUGCCCGAGAGUUCCGCAAGUUGGGCUUCACUAAUAGCAACCCAGCCCAGGAUUUGGAGCGCGUGCCCCCAGGUCUGUUGGCCUUGGACAACAUGCUCUACUUCUCCAGACAGGCACCCAGUGCAUACAGCCGGUUUGUGUUGGAGAACAGCAGCCGUGAGGAUAGACAUGAGUGUCCCUUCGCCCGGAGCAGCAUCCAGCUGACAGUGCUGCUGUGUGAGCUGCUGCAUGUUGGGGAGCCCUGCUCCGAGACGGCCCAGGACUUCUGGCCCAUGUUCUUCAGCCAGGACCACAGCUUCCAUGAGCUCUACUGCGUGGCCAUCCAACUGCUGAAUAAGACCUGGAAGGAGAUGCGGGCUACACAGGAGGACUUUGACAAGGUCAUGCAGGUGGUGCGGGAGCAGCUGGCCCGUACACUGGCCCUGAAACCGACCUCCCUGGAGCUCUUCCGAACGAAGGUGAACGCACUCACAUACGGGGAGGUGCUGCGGCUGCGGCAGACUGAACGGCUGCAUCAGGAGGGCACUCUGGCCCCUCCCAUACUGGAGCUGAGGGAGAAGCUGAAGCCGGAGCUCAUGGGCCUGAUUCGCCAGCAGCGUUUGCUCCGCCUCUGUGAGGGGACACUUUUUCGCAAGAUCAGCAAUCGGCGGCGCCAGGACAAGCUGUGGUUCUGCUGCCUCUCCCCUAACCACAAGGUGCUGCAGUACGGGGACGUGGAGGAGGGUACAGCGCCACCCCCUACAGAGAGCCUGUCUGAGCAACUCCCUGUGGCUGACAUCAGGGGACUCCUGACAGGCAGGGACUGUCCCCAUAUCCGGGAGAAGGGCUCUGGGAAGCAGAACAAGGACCUCUAUGAGUUGGCUUUCUCCAUCAGCUAUGACCGUGGGGAGGAGGAGGCGUACCUCAACUUCAUUGCACCCUCUAAACGGGAGUUCCACCUGUGGAUAGAUGGGCUGAGUGCCCUUCUGGGCAGCCCCAUGGGCAGUGAGCAGACACGGCUGGACCUGGAGCAGCUGCUGACCAUGGAGACCAAGCUACGCUUGUUGGAACUCGAGAACGUGCCUAUCCCAGAGCAGCCACCCCCUAUACCCCCACCGCCCACCAACUUCAACUUCUGUUAUGACUGCAGCAUUGCUGAACCUUGACACUGAGGUUGGCUAAGGGCUACAGUUGCCACCACUGUGGUAGGCAUGAAAGGUGGAGGGAGAGAAAUAUAAGCACUGACCAGCAGAACCUGCAGCAGAAAUAAAGUUGGCUUGGCUCUUGGGUAUGCAUGGAGCCAGCUCUGAACCCUGUGAGCUCAGCCUGUGACAGCAACAGUCUGCCCCUUUCGCCAUCAGAUAUAGCUGGUGAAUGAGGCAGGAAUCAGGCCAAGACAGCAAACUUGGGCAACAAUUGUUGGGGUAGGUGUUCUGGGGGACCUGUUCCCCUUUCAAGGGGAAACCUCGGCCUCCCCAAGUGCCUACCAAGAGAGGCAUGGCCUACAGUCAAGUGAGAGGUUGGGGCUGCUGCCUGUGGAAGAAGUGGCAGAGACACAUAGCACUAAAUGGAUGCUUCUCUGGGCAGCAUUUCAGAGGCCCAGUCUAUCAGCAAUGCUUCCAGAAAGCUCCUGGUGGUCUGACCUCAGACCCCAACUCGACUUAGCCCUGACAUAUCCUUUGUGGGACACGCAGGCCUCUCUGGUGAGAAGCAAGAAAGGAGAGAAGUGAAGGGCAGGCUAUAUUUUCCCCCAGAGUCCCCCAGGCUGCUGAUUCUGACCACAGCAAAUUCUGUGUAGUCCUACAUUCUGAUGAGACCCUAACCUGGAAAUACAGGGAGAGGGGGGCCACAGCCAGACAGUUGCCUGAGGACCAAUGCAACAGGUGUUGGGCCCAGCUGCAGGACAGGCUCAGGAGGACAUGUAGAAAGCAUCUCUCCCUUCUGUCUUUUGCAUGCCACUUUCUUGCUGUGCUGGUGCCUCUGCAAAUACUGCUUUAACUGUGGAUGGGUCAUCAUGUUACCCUGAAAACACAACAUGACACCUUCUCUGGUGAGGUCAUACUUUUGGAAUCCUUGGGCCUCCAGCAUCCUGUGGGUCCACACCUGGGCUCUGAGGCUCCCCACCCCACUCUGAAUGGCCUGCCCUUGAAUUCAGGGUGGGGGGGGCAGGGAUCCCAGAUGUGGUUAGGCUGCCAUUGGUACCAAUUCCUCCUGGGUGUGCUCAGUUUGUGUCCACACCCCAUCAUCAUGGCAACAACCUGCCAGUUACCACCUUCCAGGGCUGCUUUUCCAGUCCUCCCAGGACCAGCUACUCCAAUUGCUUUCACAAACAAAUCUGAUCUGAUUAUAUACACACACCCUAUAUUCUUCAAUGUCUCCCUUUUACCCCUAAGUUAACAGUCAUGGUUAUAGGAGUCCAGCUGGGUAGGCUCCAGAUGUGGGCUUUGAACCACAAAUGGGUGCUCAUGGCUUGCAAGGGGAAAGCUGGCAUCUUCCCUGCACGCCAUCUGGGUCUACAAUCCCCUCAGCUCUAACUCUAGCUCCAGCCUGAUCAUGUGCACCCAACAGGGUCCCCUCUGUCUGGACUGCCCACUUUCCUCCCUUCUGUCCAUUCCUCUCCACUUUGUUCCUUCUUUAUCUCUCGGGCCAAGUCCAUUUUUCUUCCCUGCACACUGAAUUUGCCCUGCCUGUUGACUUGUUUGCCUACCUGGCUGGUUUAGG